Molecule: messenger RNA, 5572 nt
Organism: Mya arenaria
Lineage: Eukaryota; Metazoa; Mollusca; Bivalvia; Myida; Myidae
Exons: 4
Coding region: 211-891 (226 amino acids)
Cellular component (GO): membrane
Source: RefSeq, a predicted model, not a curated record
GGUUUGUAAAAGAUAAAAUGAUGACUAUCAGAUUCAUCAUUAUAUAUUGUUUAACCACUGACGACAAAAGUAUUAAAGUUGUUUUUUGUACGUGAAAACUAAAUCGGGGAAAAAAAUUAACCUUCCUAGGUAAAAUAAUGGACCGUUUCAUUAGAGUUUGACAGGUAUUUUCGUGGCUGUUGUUUUUUUGUAAAUUAAAAAAAAAACACUAUGGGCUUUGCCAGCUGUUGGUCAAUUUUUGGAUUUUUAACUGGUCUGGUAGGAAGUCUCCUUAUAAUAUUGGCGUUUGCCACCCCAUAUUGGAUUGAACCAGACCAAGGACAUGUUCAAACUACAGGCUUGGAAAGAUUGGGGUUGUGGGAGAUAUGUUUUUCCAGCUAUUCAGAUUACAGAGAUGGGCUUGGACGUGUUUACAAUGGAUGCUGGUGGAUCUUUGCACGGGAAUAUGAUGCCAUCAGGCAGUACAUCAUUACAAGUUGGUUUGCGGCCAGCCAGGCGUUGAUGACAAUCAGCGUGAUUCUGACCAUGCUCAACAACUUGGUUGGUCUCCUCGUUCUCAUCAAGUGUAUGCCCUCCACCCAGCAGAAAUAUGCAGCUCUUUACCUCCUGUCUUCCAAUCUUAUUAUAGGUGUGCUGAUCGCUGUAAGCAGUAUAUAUUUCGGCUCACACGCUGGCACGGACAGGUCUUGGCUGAAGCAGCCCCGAUUUCGACAUCUCUCAUGGUCGUUCUAUCUGGCUGUGAUGGGUGGCAUCGCUGCUUUAUUCUCUUGCAUGUGUUACUGUGUGUACUACAUUAUGAUACGUAAAGGGGGAUCCACAUCAACUGCAUACAGGGCCCAUGAGAUGAGAAGUUAUAGACAUCAUGAAAGUGCCAAUAGAUACUAUCGGUGAGGGACUAUCAGUGUUUUUUGUGACCAUGCAAUUUUGGGCAGAUAUUCCGCCCCGAUUCCAAUAUCAAACAUACCUGUUUAUGUUAUAGAAAAAAUGGACCACAAAUUGCUUUUGUGUGGAAGUGUUAGAGUAUUCUUUAAGAAACAUACUCAAUUACAUUCUUUUUAUCUUUACAGUCUAUAUUUUUAAACAAUUGUGUUUAUUCUAUAUGUAAAAUUGUACUUCUCAAAUUGAGUCAGAAUGACGCCUUUUUUUCCAAUUAGAAAGACCCCGGCCCUGUUCCUGAAAUGCAGGGGGAGGGGGGCAAAAGCACCGACUACUUUUGACAAAUUAGGAAAUCUGAAUAUUUAAAAUAAAUAGUUACAACUAUGCUCAGAAAAAUAUUUUAAUAUGAAUAUCAUUGGUAGAAAAGCAGAUUUUCAAGCUGUAUACAAUAACAAACCAAUCAACUUGUAACAGAUAUAACAGAACAAUGACCCGACGAUCAACUCCCAUGUAGCCAAAUCUCAUACAUAUGAUUUCCUUCUAAUCCAAAUCCAUGUACAUAUGUUUGUCCAAGGUUUGUACAUAUUUUUCAUUGGUUAAAAAUGGGUUAAGUGAAUAUCAAAUCAAGGCUAGGUGGUUAGAUUUCAAAUCGCAGGGGCUGAUCCAGAAAUUGUUAGAGUUUAUGGAAAAGUAAAAAACAUGCUCAAAUGUACCAUUUCGGAUUUGCAUUGUUUAAAUCUUCUUGGGCAUGUCAAAAUUUUGGGCCCCUAAGUUAUGGCACACUACUUAUAGGGCGCAAACUUUUGACAUGCGCCCCUUUCAUCUGAAACCUAAUUGAUAUGGUUUAAAAUGUAUGCAUGGGGGUUGGGGUGCAAACUUUUGACAUGCCCAAGAAGAUUUUAACAAUUCAAGUCAGAAUUUUUAUCAUUUGUUUUUCUCCAAUAAUUGACAUAAAAAGUGAACUUGAAUGAUUUUUUGGGGGGUGGAGCCCCCAUACUAAAACCAUUAGUAUCUAGAUUAGCUAUGAUGAUGAAGCCCUAUUUGACCAUUAUAUUUUUUUUCAUAUUUAAUAGAUGUGCAUAAUUCUAUGUCUAUAUUUGGAGAAAAAGGUUACAGCCUUGUUAAUGGAACAAUAUUAAGUCUUUUUAAAAAAAUGCUUAUUUCUAAAUCCAUUUUUAUGAGCCACAUUGACCGCCUACACUGGGCCCAUAAGAUGAGAAAUCAUAGACAAAGCAAUCCCACAUUGGGUGCCAAAUGCAGUACAAACUGCACAAAUUCCGAGGGAUCCAACCCAUGACCACUUGCUAAGUAGCUCCGCAGGCGGACAUUUUAAACCGCAUUGUUAUAAAAACUAGCUCUAUAGGGAGACAGUACAAGAGCCGCUAUAUAUAUAUAUAUAUAUAUAUAUAUAUAUAUAUAUAUAUAUAUAUCAAAUGCCUGUUUACACUUAUGAAAUUUCUGUUAUGAUUUAUUUUACUGAUUUUAAAUCACUGGGAACCCAAUUUGACAAUUAUAGUUUUUUUUUAUAUUUCAUAGCUGUGCAUUCAAUUUGUCCACUCUUUAUAAAUGCCUUCACCCAAUUUUCUCUGGUGGAGAUCAUACAAAAGAUUUUUUUAAACUGCUUGAUCAUAAUGAUUUCAUGAAUAUAUUGUACGUUAUUUUUUUUUUGAUGUAGAGCAUCUGUUGUUUAAUUGUUGUUAAGGCUUUUUGCAUACAUAUCUUGUGUUUUUUUAUUAUUUGGCAUAUUGGAGUAGAAUUAUAAUGACAUAUAAUGUUUCUGUGUGUUUUAGCAGAGAUUGCAUCUUAUAAUCAAUCUUGCAUAUAUUUAGGCAUAUGUAAUACGGCACCCACAACCCAAGUUAUUGAGAUUAUAAAAGAGUUCUUCAGCGAGGGUGUAUUAUUUCAAUCAAGAAUGUUUCGGGUGAUGUUACUGUUUGGUACCAAUUUUUUUCAAGGACAACGCUGAAGUAAACAACAUGCAGUAUAAGUAAAUAGUUUGAAAUUUAUGGCGUUACGCCCAUUCUAUGUGUUACCAUUCCAAUAUUGGAGUUUCAAAAAAAAUAAAAAUAGUUUAUAAAAAAAAAUGUCUCCAUCAUGGUACAAAUAAAGUUUCAUGCUCAUUAAAGAUUUUACCAGUUCAUUUCCUUAUUUUAAGAGCUUUAUGUUUUGUUUUUAAUAUUGUUGUAAAUUUAUGUAUAUCAAUCCAAUUACUGCUUAAACUUAAAUGUCUGAAUGGCCUUUGUUAUUGUUUCUUCAUAUAUAUAUAUAUUACAUUUUACAGGGCAUAAAUAGAUUUAGCAUAUAAUGCACCGCCAUCAGUUAUUUUGUAUAUUAAGAUAUAAGGCCAUGCUUAAUUGGUUCAAUGUUUACAAAUUAUCCAAAAGCUUACCAAACUCUUAAAAAAAGAAAUAUGAUUGGCUUCAGCUUCAUAAUUCAAAUUACAAUGAUUUGAGUCAAGGCAUUUAUCACAAACAAUAAUUUCCUAAAAGUAUUUACCUGCAAUUACACAAUUGUAUAAAAAUAGAUUUAUAUAAGUUAUCCAUAGGUUAUUUUUCGGCUAGUUUGCCCAUUUAAGCAAUUUGAUUGGUCAUCAGUAUGUAUUAGAUAAAUAUUGACCAAUCAUUAAAGGUUUUGGCUUACUUUAACCAAACCAAAGAAAAUUUAUGCAAUUGGCUUUAGGUGCUUUCUUAUGAUUUUCAUUGGUGAACAUUGCUAUCAAGGCUAUUCUGUUGAGAAGAGAGUAUUAGAUUUGUUCUUGGCACUAAAUUGUGAGUUUUUUUCCUGCCAGAUAGGUAGGUUUUGAAAUGGAAACCUGGAAGUGAUACAAAGAAUCAAUUUGGUAUGGCCUUAUCUUUGUAUAAUUCUAUUCAUCACUUAUCUAUGACUUACAUAGUCGCAGUGACUUGAAUGUUAAUGUCAUGUGUUGUUUUGGCUAACUUGUAUACUAUGAUGUUAUUUCCUGUUUAAAGUCAUUCUAUAUAUAAAUAGUACAUUUGUCAUGCUAGGUCUGUAAUGUUACCAGAAUUUAUGUGUUGAUAUUUUGAAAAUGGCCAUUAGGCUGAAACAUCAAUGAAGAGUAAACUCAAGGAGUCAUACAAUUUUUUAUAGAUUACCUGAGGAACAAUUUUCAUGUAAUAAAAAUGUUAAUGGUUGAUGCCAUGGAAACUACACUAAUUAUUGGUAUUCAUUUGAACGUUUUUUCUGGAUGUUGCUGAUUAAUAUUAUACAUAUAUUAUAAGUAAAUGAAAUGGCCAAAUUUCAUUAAAGCCUUAGUCGAGUUUUCCAUAUUGCUGAUGUAUACUUUUCUGUAGUAUGAACAUAAAACUUGGAAAUGCAAAUAUGCCAUUUUUUAAAAACCAAAUAAUCCUAGCCUUAUCAUAAAUUGGCCUUAUAUAUUUUUUUUUAAUAACAACAUUCAACCCUCCUAUCAUCAAUCACGUAGCGUUUGAUUUUUCGAACUUGUAUUACUUAUUUCAAAACAUUUUUUUUGCUGGUCACAUAAGACACAGCUAGUUUGAAUGUGAAAAUAACGCUUUCAGUUCAGUAAGUAAUCUUGAUACAAUCAUUUACUGAAAUUCUCAAUCGUAUGAUCCUGUACGCAGUGAUAAGUCCGGUGAUGAGGUGGCCUGUUCUUUCUCUUCACAUGAAAAUAGUUCUUCAAAUAAUACCAAUUUAUAUUUGUCACUUAGAAUCUUUAAGAGUGUUGACCUUAGAGUAUGUGAAACUGAUGUCAUCUAUUGGUUAUUUUCUUAUGAAACCUGUACAGAACAAUGUUUGUAGCAUUUUGAAAAUUGUUUAAUUUGGUACAUGUUAAAAACCUUUUUGAAAACAAAUGUCACUGUAACAAAAAAUAAGGCAUAGCUGCUAUAUAAAUUCUUAAGUCAAUGGUAUUUUAAGGUCGUCUUUAUUUUUCAUAGAAAAAAGGAAGAGUAUAAUUGUCCAAGCCCUGGGGUCAUUUACACAGUAGUGCAAACACAUGGACCUGGGCUAAAACUUAAAAAGUUGAAAGAUAUUCUCACUAGACUUAGUACAAAUGUUACAAGUAGGAGUAUGUACAUGAGUAGUAAGGCCCACAACUGUGGCUUAGACUUUGUCAAAUUAUGCCCCUUUUUCGACUGAAGAGAAACAGAAGAGUGUGGUCAUUUGCUUCACUGCACUCUUGCUUAGAUUUUCAUUUAAAGUAUGUUUUAAUGUUUACAUUUUAGGUAAUUAUACUUGUAAUAAACUAAUUACAAAACAAUUGGUACCCUCAAUUCACACCUAGCUUCAAUUUAUAUUCUUUGUAUUACGCAAUUAUGGUCUUUUGAGUGUUGUAGCAUUAUGUGUAUGUGUAUAACCAAAUAAAAAUGGUUACAUAUUGUAUAUGUAAAUUAAAAACGUUUAUUAUUUCCUUGAAUAAAUAUUUAGAUAGAAGUUAAUAGAUAUAGUUAAAAAACGGCACCUGUAAUAAAAGUGAUAAUGGGAUAAAAAUAAUCAUGGUUUCAAGGUAACACUGUUUAGCAGUUUGUGGUGCAUUUUCAUUGUGAAUUAAAGUGUGUAAUUAUAUAAAUGUUCAUAUACUUAUACAUAGUUUCUAAAUAUUUUAUUGUUCAAAAUUUUUUUUAUCACAUAAAGCAUGUACAAGUUAUGAAAAGAACAUGUGUUUUUGUAAUGCUAUUAUUAAUUAACAUUUAUAAUAAAACUGGUUUUUUGUAAA